AUGGCCACUAAUCCAUUAGCUGGAUACUCUGCUCUGCUCACCGGUAUUCCAACUACGGAUCAUUUGGAGGGCGGGGGAAUAGAUUCCCGUACAUUUAAAACGUUCAAGCUACUCAUGACAAAAGCUAGACUGAUUGAAAAUCUUGGUCAGCUAGUAGAUGAUGCCAAUAGUGCCCUCGGACAUUUAGACACCUCACGCCCUUUCGAUCCUUUCAACGGCAUAUACCUCCUGAUAUAUCAGAUGACACAUCGUCUACUGGGGAGUUAUGACGUGGCGGAUAGCCCACGGCUGCUUGCAGAAACUCUAGCAGUUUACGAUCGAAUGAAUGACUCCUCUGCAGGGCAGACCAUGUUUCCUAUGAUGCCAACACUGGGAAUGCUUCGCAAGCUAUGGGCCGGUGCGAGACUGCACUUGCUAUUUCGAAGCAUGAUAAGAGAUCGCAGGAAGUGUGGCAGACGAGAAAACGAUGCGAUGCAAAUUAUGAUGGACAAAGGGGAUAGCGACAUUCAAAUUUCGACGGUUAUCAUCUCCAGCCUUUUUGCAGGGCUCCUCAACAGUGGUGUCAACGCAGCAUGGAUACUAUGCUAUCUCGCCAAACAUCGUGACUGGUAUAUGAAGGUGCAGGCCGAGGUCGAUGAAGUCAUCGCCGCAGGCCGUCAAUCAGACGAUGAGACUCCACGACAGAUAUUAGAGCGCUUGACCAUAGAGCAGUGGGAGUCCAGUUUUCCAAUGCUCGGGUAUGCUCUGCAAGAAUCAAUCCGCCUUAAUCUUCCAGGCAUUUUCAUUCGCAAAAAUAUUACCAAUGUCAACCUACCCCUAGUGGGCACAAACAUAAUAGUUCCUAGAGGGUCCUUUGCUGUAUACUUGGCCGAUGAUGUGCAUUUAAAUCAAGAUUUAUAUCCUGAACCAUUGGAAUGGAACCCUUGUCGUCAUAUUCAGUCGUCGCCCGAUGGCCGCGAAAGCUCUUCGCUCGAUUAUCUGGGAUGGGGAGCAGGGCUGCACCCUUGCCGUAAGCUACACCACUUACCCAAUUAUCUCUAA
Akanthomyces muscarius is the source of this 1041-nucleotide messenger RNA. RefSeq lists its product as uncharacterized. The coding region runs from base 1 to 1041 and encodes 346 amino acids. The record is from RefSeq and is a predicted model, not a curated record. Gene Ontology annotation, molecular function: oxidoreductase activity, acting on paired donors, with incorporation or reduction of molecular oxygen; monooxygenase activity; iron ion binding. The transcript is spliced from 5 exons. NCBI's taxonomy places the organism in Eukaryota, Fungi, Ascomycota, Sordariomycetes, Hypocreales, Cordycipitaceae.